AUGGCAGGCUUGCUGAAGAAGACCACUGGCCUGGUGGGAUUGGCUGUUUGUGAAACUCCACCGGAACCAGGUGUUAAAAACCUAGAAGAGCGACUGCAGGGUGGCCAAAUAGAAGAGGUGAUUCUUCAUCUUCAGGCUGAAAACGACCUAAGUCUGGCAAGAAAAAUGAUCCAGUGGAAACCAUGGGAGCCUUUAGUGGAAGAGCCUCCAGCCAGCCAAUGGAAAUGGCCAAUAUAA
Rangifer tarandus platyrhynchus (Svalbard reindeer) is the source of this 237-nucleotide messenger RNA. NCBI's taxonomy places the organism in Eukaryota, Metazoa, Chordata, Mammalia, Artiodactyla, Cervidae. The record is from the annotation of a GenBank genome assembly.